Acanthopagrus latus (yellowfin seabream) is the source of this 1419-nucleotide messenger RNA. RefSeq lists its product as uncharacterized. Bases 204 to 1085 code for a protein of 293 amino acids. The transcript has 3 exons. The record is from RefSeq and is a predicted model, not a curated record. Lineage: Eukaryota; Metazoa; Chordata; Actinopteri; Spariformes; Sparidae.
CCUCCCGGCCACGGCCCACUUCAGGGGGGAACCGCCGGGACUCUCUGCGGCGGUCCGAGCGACCUCCUCCACCACGAACUGCCCCGUGAACCCCGUGGCACCGAAAAUGAUGACAUGCUGACUGAUGGGUAGUACAGCAGACUUCAGCAGAUCAGUUGACUUCUUACUGCCAGAUAUUCACUGUCAGCAGAAACCUACCAACAAUGGCCCAAUACAUCACAGACCUCGAUGUGUCCAUCGAUGCAGGUGACGAGGAGCGUCUCCAAAAAGCAGAUUACAACAAAAUCAAUGUUAAUCUGAACAAAGGGGCAGGAGGAAAUAACAUCUAUCUGUGGUACAAACAAGGCAGCCAAAACCCAAUCACCAAGGUUCAGGCUACAUUCAAUGAUAAAAUGGCUGGUGGAUUGACCAGUGCAGGGUACACAAAGAUCAAUAGAGACCUCAAUGCUGGAGCCAAAGGUGAUCGCAUCUACCUUUGGUACUACAAAGGGUCCGGAGUAUUCGACACUCCUAUAGUGGAGGUUGAUGUCACUGCAGAUGCAGAAAGUGAUGCUCACAAGCUUUCCCUGGGUUGGGAGAGAUUGACCUGUGAUCUGAACCGCAGGGCUGCAGGGAACUGGAUCCAUGUGGUGGUGAAGAGAGAAAAUCAAACAUACAUCUGUGAUGUUGCUGCCACUGAUUCCUAUGCAUCAAACGAGAAGAUGUUGAAGGAUGGUUACAUCCGAAUGGAUGAAGACACCAACAGGGAUGCAGGAGGAUCCGAUGUCUUUAUCUGGUACCGUCAAACCACCAACCGCCAGCGUGCACUCACUGAUCUGCAGGUUUCCACUGAUGAUACUGAGUCUCAGUCCCUUAAGCAGCACAACUACGACCAAGUGAGUGUUAACCUCAACACAGGCACCGGAGGUAACAAGGUGUACCUGUGGCACAAGAAAGAAGGAGGCAAACAACCCAUUAAGGCCAUGGUCCUGCUCCUGCAACCUGAGAAAGCUGACGUGUAUCAGAGUCAGGGUGUCACUGUUAUCAAAAGAAAUCUCAACACUGGCACCGAUGGCUGGAUUGAGUACCUGUGUUAUCUUCAGUGAGAGCCUGAGAAAGCUUCUUUAAGGCAGCAGAGCUGAAGUAUCACAGUCCAGCAGCUGGUGAAAUCAUUUUGGUGAUGGCCUCUCACUUUUCUUCUUCUUCUCUUCAGUAUAUAAAACAGUGUGAUUCAUUGUGACUGUGAUGCUCCUGCCAAUAUCAGAAAGUACCAAUGGAAUAUGUUUCCUUCUGUCAAAUUCACGUCAGUUCAAAUCAAUCAAACGUAUUCAAGCGGCUGUUUGUCUACAAUGAUGUUAAUGAUUGAUUGAAUAUGAAGCUUCUGUAUCACUUUAAUCUGCACAUUUCCUGAUUAUCAAUAAAAACACGUUUGCAUGAAAA